UUUUUUUCCCUUUUUCCCAGAAAAGGCUGGGAGCGCUUCUGGCUUUUCUACCGUGUCCGAUCCGGUUCCCCUUCGCUGUGAGCCUUGGGCUGAGUUUCUCCAGAAGUCCAAGAGUUUGCAGGGAAAUCUUCCACGGAUGGAGAUCCAGAUGUUGUUACUGGAGGCGUGCAUCGCGACCUGCAAAACUUCAUCAGAAGAGGAUUCCCUCUCCUCCUCUUUCCUAGGCUGAGAGAAGCGCCCUGCCGAAGUCGCUCCUGCUGGCUUGGGAUGCAAGGCUGCAACUCCGCGUGCAAGAAAUUGGAUAUAAGAUAUAUAAAUUGGAAAUCUUACCUGGUUUCUCGGCAGUCCAGACUAUCUUGUGUUGAAAAAGGGCUGAAUGACCUUUAGGUGUUUGGCCAGACUUCAUUUGAUUAGUAACACUUGGGGAAACCCAUCCAUCCAUUUUGGAUCUGGAUUAGAGACCAGAGAGAAGAUGGAGAGACAAAGCCCAGCAGAUGCAGGUGUUGGAAAAGGCCCUGCAGCUACUCAGCCUUGGAGCUGGGGGAAGAAUGGGGCAAAUUCUGAGCAGAAGAGCCAAGAAGAGGAAGUCAACAGUUCAGAGAUCCAAUAUUGUCACUUCAGGAAAGGGUACUUCCAGGAGGGGAAGAGUCCCCGAGAUGUUUGCAGUCAGCUUCACAGCCUUUGCCGUCAAUGGCUGCAGCCAGAAAAACAUACAAAGGCUCAGAUGCUGGACCUGGUGCUCCUGAAGCAGUUCCUGGCUGUCCUUCCCCCAGAGAUGGAGAAAUGGGUGCGGGAGUGUGGAGCAGAAACCAGUUCCCAGGCGGUGGCCCUGGCCGAAGGCUUCUUGCUGACCCAGGAGGAAGAAAAGAGGCAAAAAGACUUGCAGAAAUCCUUGGAAGCUAUGACUGAAUGUUCUAAGGGGAGGAAAGAUUCAUUCAGGUCUUUUCAAGAGCUGCUGUUCAGGGAGACUUUACACAAAGAUCAAAGUCACAACAUCAUGCCAGAGAGUAGAAAACUGUCCUUGGAAAUUUUAGUAUCUCCUCCUCUUUGUGGUGGGGCUGAAGGACUGGCUGAACCAUUACUUCAGGUUGUUGUGUCUUUUGAGGAUGUGGCUGUGCAUUUCUCCAAGGAGGAGUGGUCUCAACUGGACGCUGACCAAAAAGCUCUCCACGGAGAAGUCAUGCUGGAGAAUUCCAAGAAUCUGGCUUCUCUGGGCUUUCAUGGGCAAGAAAAUAAGAAUUGCAAGGAGGACUGCCAAGCCAUCCAUCUGAAAAAGGAAAAGGGGAAAUUUGCAGAUCAGAUGCAACCAAAGAGUGAUGAAACAAAGCAAUCACAAAGUGGAAUUAAAAAAGGCUUUCCUCGGAUCAAUUGGCUUCCUAACCGUACAAACAUCGAUAUGGGAGAAAUACCAUAUCAAUGCAUGGAAUCUGGAAAGAGCUUUAAUAAAUCCAGUCAUCUCAUUUGUCAUAAAAAGACACAUUCAGAAGAGAAACCAUAUCAGUGCAUGGAGUGUAGAAAGAGCUUUAGUAGGAAAUAUUCUCUGAUUCACCAUAAAACUAUCCAUACAGAGAAGAAGCCACAUCAAUGUAUGAAGUGCAGAAAAACCUUCUGUUAUUAUGACUCUCUUAUAAGACAUCAAAGGAGUCACAAAGGGGAAAGACCUUAUAAAUGCAUGGAGUGUGGAAAGACGUUUACUUAUAGCAUUAAUCUUAAUUCCCACAAGAGGAUCCACACAGGAGAGAAGCCAUAUCAAUGCACAGAGUGUGGAAAGGCUUUUAGGCAAAGUAGUAAUCUUACCUCCCAUAAGAAGAUCCACACAGGAGAAAAGCCAUAUCAAUGCAUGGAGUGUGGAAAGACCUUCUGUUAUAAUCAAUCUCUUAUAAAGCAUGAAAGGAGUCACAAGGGAGAAAUACCUUAUAAAUGCAUGGAGUGUGGAAAGACCUUUACUCGUAGCAGUAGUCUUAAUACCCACAAGAAGAUCCACACAGGAGAGAAGCCAUUUCAAUGUGUGGAAUGUGGAAAGAGCUUUAAGCGUAAUUCUGCUCUUACCUCCCACAAAAGGAGCCAUACAGGAGAAAAACCAUAUCAAUGCAUGGAGUGUGGAAAGAGUUUUACUCAUAACAGGUAUCUUAAUUCACACAAGAGGAUCCACACAGGAGAGAAGCCAUAUCAGUGCAUGGAGUGUGGAAAGGCUUUUAGGCACAAUAGUAAUCUUUCCUCCCAUAAGAAGAGCCACACAGGAGAGAAACCGUAUCACUGCAUGGAGUGUGGAAAGACCUUUAAUCGUACCAGUAAUCUUAAUUCACACAAGAGGAUCCACACAGAAGAGAAGCUGUUUCAAUGUGUGGAAUGUGGAAAGAGCUUUAAGCGUAAUUCUGCUCUUACCUCCCACAAAAGGAGCCAUACAGGAGAAAGACCUUAUCAAUGCAUGGAGUGUGGAAAGAGUUUUACUCAUAGCAGUCAUGUUAAUUCACACAAGAGGAUCCACACAGGAGAGAAGCCAUAUCAGUGCAUGGAGUGUGGAAAAACCUUCUGUUAUUAUGAAUCUCUUAUAAGACAUCAAAGGAAUCACAAAGGAGAAAGACCAUAUAAAUGCAUGGAGUGUGGAAAGACCUUUACUUGUAGCAGUAGUCUUAAUUCCCACAAUAGGGUCCACACAAGAGAGAAACCAUAUCAAUGCAUGGAGUGUGGAAAGACCUUUAAUUGUACCAGUCAUCUUAAUUCUCACAAAAGGAUCCACACAGAAGAGAAGCCAUAUAAAUGUGUUGAAUGUGGAAAGGGCUUUAAGUGGAAUUCUAGUCUUACCUGCCACAAAAGGAUCCACACAGGAGAGAAAACAUAUCAAUGUAAGAAGUGUGGAAAGAGUUUUGCUCGUAGGAGUCAUCUUAAUUCUCACAAGAGGAUCCACACAGUGUCACCUUCAAAUGCACACUAAUCUCUUCAAACCUUGGGAGUCUUCAACUCUUGGCUGGAAGAAAAUUGGUACUUUGUUUGGUCUGGUUGACUGACAUUAUCUUUCAACAUCUUCCUCAUAUUUCCUGAGCUGUCUUCCCGACUGAAAAACCGAGACGAAGCCAUUUUUCUUUUUUACCUCAUGGAAUUUGAGCUUUAUUUGCACUUAUCAAGAUUUGCCUUCCUGCAUUUUGUAAUUCCACUUUUCCUCCAGUCACCUAUGAAACACCAUUCAUCUCCAUCAUGGCACCUUCUUUUGAGGCAAAAUUGCUAAAACGUGCAUGAGUUUGAGCUUUGUCUCCAUUUUGGAACUUGUUUCCUUUUGAUGCCUCCUUUUUCAAGCAAGAUCGUUUCUUCUGGAUUCUUCUCAUUUUUGCUGCCAUAACUUGCUGUUUUGAACUGCUGUUAACUGCCCAGAGGCAUGGAUUUGAAAAGGCAGCUGAAAUAAUGGAAAUAAAAUAGCAAUACAAAUCUUAAUUUUCCUAA
This is a messenger RNA of Pantherophis guttatus, 3438 nucleotides long. RefSeq lists its product as uncharacterized. The record is from RefSeq and is a predicted model, not a curated record. Gene Ontology annotation, molecular function: RNA polymerase II transcription regulatory region sequence-specific DNA binding; DNA-binding transcription factor activity, RNA polymerase II-specific. NCBI's taxonomy places the organism in Eukaryota, Metazoa, Chordata, Lepidosauria, Squamata, Colubridae. Gene Ontology annotation, cellular component: nucleus. Gene Ontology annotation, biological process: regulation of transcription by RNA polymerase II.